Messenger RNA from Spodoptera frugiperda (fall armyworm), 5755 nucleotides. Its product is annotated as probable multidrug resistance-associated protein lethal(2)03659. Bases 375 to 4730 code for a protein of 1451 amino acids. The record is from RefSeq and is a predicted model, not a curated record. The transcript is spliced from 33 exons. Gene Ontology annotation, cellular component: membrane. Gene Ontology annotation, biological process: transmembrane transport. Gene Ontology annotation, molecular function: ATP hydrolysis activity; ATP binding; ABC-type transporter activity. Lineage: Eukaryota; Metazoa; Arthropoda; Insecta; Lepidoptera; Noctuidae.
AAUCGUGUUUCAUUUCGUUCUCCGUGCGGUGCGUGUCGCUGUCAGCUUGUGACAGGCUGAGAAACAAUUUUUCGAAUUUCUGUGCCUUUGUGCGGGCCAAUUUCAUUCUUUGUUUGUUGUGUUUGUACCUAGAAAUAAAUCAAAUCUUACAUUGUUAUCCUAGUUAUAAUUUUGGUGCUGUGCAUGUGUUAUUAAAUUAAAAAGUCGGCUGUACAACAGCUGAUUGUUGUGAAUAUUUUAAUUUCGAUAACCUGAAAGGCAACACAACUCCCUAAAUGGUUAAGUAGUUAACUGUAUGUUUAGAUAGCUGUGAUACGCAGCCGCGAUAAGUGCCAAAUAUAUAAAUUAUAAAUUAAUUUGUAAGCUAAUCAAUAAUGGAUCCUGGGUAUUUUGAUAUUGAGAGGAAGCAGAACCCGAGAGAAACGGCUAGUUUCCUAUCCAAGUUUUGUUUUUGGUACACAAAGCCGAUUUUCGCGAAAGGCAGGAAAGGACAGCUGAGCAUAUCAGAUGUUUAUAGAUGUACACCGGGACACAAGGCGGCGCCGCGCGGCGACACUAUGGGCGCACAGUGGAGGAAACAGUUGCAGAAAAAAGAGAAAGGCAAGCAGCCGUCCCUGCUGCGUGCCAUAAUCCGCACGCACGGGACCAAAUUCAUCAUAGGAAAUAUUAUAUACGCCAUACUAGAUGCAUCUAUUAGAUUAUCAAUACCAAUGUGCUUAGAAGGUCUAAUCAACUACUUCUCCCCGUCGCACGCCGGCGUCAAAGCGAACGAGGCGUAUCUAUACGCUGUCGGCGUAGUGGGGCUAAUGGCGCUGAGCGCUAGUCUAGUACACCCCAUGCUGCUGUGGCUGCUCGACAUGGCCAUGAAGGUGCGCGUCGCCUGCGGGUCGCUCAUUUAUAGAAAGCUACUCCGUCUAGAUUUAACCAAAGGAGGGAAAGCCUCGGAGGGUCUAGCGGGUCACGUAGUCAACCUGCUGACGACGGACGCGCAGAGGUUCGACAUGGCCUCUCUCUUCAUGGUGGACCUCGUGAGGACUCCGAUAGAGAGCACUCUCAUUGUCUACCUCAUGUAUCGGCAGAUUGGGGUCGCUACCCUUAUAGGGGUCGCGUUCCUACUCAUGUUUAUACCUUUACAAGGUUACCUAGGAAAAAUAUCUAGUAAAUUGCGUCACCAGACGGCGAUACGGACGGACAACCGCAUCCGGCUGAUGAACGAGGUGAUACAGAGCAUCGAGGCUAUCAAGAUGUAUGCGUGGGAGAACGCCUUCGCUAGGAUUAUCGGCAAGGCGAGGAAAAAAGAGAUGAACGUAAUAAAAAAAAUGUCGUGGCUCCGAGCAGUGAUGAUAUCCUGCGUCAAAUUAAACACCAAAGUCGCCAUCUUGCUGAGUAUAAUGUCCUACAUAUCAUUCCAAAACGAAUUAACAGCUGCUAAAGUCUUCGUCAUAUUUUCGUACUAUGAGAUUUUGAAGUAUACUCUUGUGGAUUUCCUCCCUCUCGCGAUCACUUUUACCCUAGAGGCGUAUGUGAGUGUGAAGAGGAUGCAGGAGUUCCUCCUUCUCCCGGAGGUAGAUAACCAGGAUGGAGUGGAUCUGAUGACCAUUGAGGAGAAGUUCGUUCAGUCCAAUGGUGUUUUUGAGAAGAUUGGUAAUGGGCAGCAAGCGUACAUCAAGUCGGAGUCGAACCUCGAGCAGAUGAAGCCGCCGGUGCUGAUCGCCAUGAAGGACUACACGGCGCACUGGAAGAGCGUCGACGACGACGGUGUCGACGGCAAGAUACCCGCUCUUGAAGAUAUUAACUUGACUGUAAAACCGGACACGCUAACGACAGUAGUGGGCACCGUGGGCUCGGGCAAGUCGACGCUGCUGCAGGCGAUGCUGCGGGAGCUGACCCCCACCACUGGACACCUCCAUGUCCACGCCAUCGUGGCGUACGCGUCCCAGGAACCCUGGCUGUUCGAGGCUUCUGUCCGUCAAAACAUCCUGUUCGGCCAGGACAUGGACCUGCGCAGGUACAAGCAGGUGAUCAAGUGCUGCCAGCUCAAGACCGACCUGGAGAUACUCCCGCACGGAGACAAGACUGUGGUGGGGGAACGGGGAGCCUCCUUGUCGGGCGGGCAGCGCGCGAGGAUAUCGUUAGCGCGCUGCGUGUACCAGAACGCGGACGUAUAUCUACUGGACGACCCACUCGCCGCUGUCGAUGCUAAGGUAGCCCAAGCGAUAUACGAGGACUGCAUCCGCAACUUCCUGCGCGACAAGGCGACAGUGCUGGUGACGCAUCAUGUGCAGUACGCGAAACACGCGCACAACGUCUGUGUCAUGAGGUCCGGCAGAAUCGUAGCCCAAGGCACAUACCACGAGUUGAAGAAUGGGGUAGCAGAGUUCGAGAAGUUGAUAGAGAUGGGGGAGAAGGUGGAAGAAGAGAAACAGAAGCAGAAGAGUUAUGAGAACACUGAGAGUGUGGAACACAGUUACAACAAGCUCCGGUCCCAGAGGUCUAUGUCUGAGGCGUCACAGCUGUCUUUCAACCUAGAUCUAGACAAUAAUCUAGAUCCAAAAUAUGAAGGUGAGAGCCAAAAGAAGGGUUCUGUGGACAACAGCGUGUACGUGGCGUACGUCCGCAGCGGGGGCAGCUCGCUGUCCAUGGCGCUGCUCAUACUGCUGUUCCUACUGGCGCAGUUGUUCUACUCGUCCACCGACGUAUGGCUCAAGGAAUGGGUAAACUUAGAAGAAGCGAACAGCGCGUUGACCGUAGCUAGCGCCGCGAAUGCGACACAAACGACGAACACUACUGGGGAAACUCCUGUCGUGCCGCCGGCGACAAGCUUCGAAGACAUACCUUCGAACCGCUUCCACCUGACCCGAGAACAAUGCCUGUACAUCUACGGCGGAUUGAUAGGCAUCUGCAUAGUGUUCACGUGGAACAAGCUGGUCAUAUUCUACAACACCUGCAUCAGGGCCUCCGUCACUCUCCACGAUAAUAUGUUCAGGGGAGUGACGAGUGCUCCGAUGUGGUUCUUCCACCACAAUCCUUCGGGCCGUAUCCUCAACCGUUUCUCCAAGGACAUGGGGCAGGUGGACACGUUGCUGCCGGUGGCGCUCGUCGACUGUCUCGGGUUCUUCCUAGAAGUGAUAGCGAUCCUGGUGGUGGUCUGCCUGGUGAACUGGUGGCUGUUGCUGCCCACGGGGGUGGUGGCCGUGCUGCUGUUCCUGCUGCGGGACCUGUUCCUCAACACCAGCAGGGAGCUCAAGAGGAUCGAGGCUAUUGCCCGAAGCCAAUCCCUGAACCACCUCCAAGCGACAGUAUCAGGUCUGACCACGAUCCGCGCCGCCCGGCAACACCAGCGCACCCUGGCGAGAGAGUUCGACAAGCAACAGGACCUGCACUCCUCGGCCUGGACCCUCGUCCUCAACACCAACAGGGCCUUCGGAUUCUGGAUGGAUAUGAUCUGCUGUCUUUAUCUUGCUUUUGUCACGUUCAGCUUCUUCUUGUUCGCGUCUGAAGACACACUAGGCGGCAACGUGGGUCUGGCCAUCACCCAGGUGAUAGGCCUGGUCGGCAUGUGCCAGUACGGGAUGCGGCAGACUGCUGAGGUGGAAAACCAGAUGACUUCCGUUGAAAGAAUACUAGAGUACACGAACCUGCCCCCCGAGAAGCCAGUGGACGUGGACAAAGAUGCACUGAAGAGGGAGCACCCGGCAUUGGACUUCGACAAGUGGCCCACGAAAGGCGAGAUAGUAUUCGAGGACGUGUCCCUGGAGUACGAGAAGCCGCCGGGCGCGGGCGGCGAGGCGUCGUACGCCAUCCGCGGCGUCAACUUCACCGUGCACGCGGCCGAGAAGGUCGCCGUCGUCGGACGGACCGGGGCGGGGAAGAGCUCGCUGCUCAGCGCAUUGUUCCGACUAGCCCGGGUGUCCGGCUCGGUCCGAGUAGACGGAGUAUCCGCCGGCACCGCCGGGCUGCGCGCGUGGCGCGGGCGGCUGUGCGCGCUGCCGCAGCGGCCCGCGCUGUUCGCCGCCACGCUGCGCGACAACCUGGACCCCGAGGGGGUCUACUCCGACGCUGACAUCUACAAGGCGCUGGAUCAGGUGGAAUUAAGUGACAUGGUAAGCAAGAUGCCCGCCGGGCUCAAUACCAAGGUGGGGGACGGAGGGGGGAACCUGUCCGCGGGACAGAGACAGCUGAUCUGUCUCGCUCGCGCCGCGCUCGCGGGCUGCAAGGUGCUAGUACUGGAUGAGGCCACUGCUAAUGUUGAUACUGACACGGACAAGCACAUCCAGCGCACGAUCCGCACGAAGUUCGCGCACAGCACCGUGCUCACCAUCGCGCACAGACUCAACACCGUCAUGGAUUACGAUCGUGUCAUCGUCAUGGACAAAGGUCGUGUAGUGGAGUCUGGGCACCCGUUCGAGCUGCUCACCCAGACCGGUGCGCCGCGGAAGGAUGACGCCGUGCCGAGGAACAGGAUCCUGUCUAAAAGUCAGGCGCCGCUCGCCAUCCCGGAGAACUUCACGUUCGAGCCGAGCACGGCGCAGAGCGACACGAACGAGACGCUUGUGCUCGCCCGGGACAGGAUACGGACCUACUCCGGACGGUCGGAGGUGUCGGAGCCUGAGAGCGGCGGUAUCUUCAAGACACUGGUGGAACAGACCGGGCAGGAGACUGCCGCACUGCUCUACAAAAUGGCUGAAGAGAGUUACAACAAAAUGCAAGAAUCAAAGAAGAAUUCGUGAAUAUAUACAAAAACGUACUAUUUCGAUACAUUCCUGCCCAGUGCCUUAACGCAGUGGUAGCGUGAUGUAGGUAGAACCAAUUAGAUAUACAACAUAAUAUAUGUACAGGAGUAUUUUUUACAUAAUUGUAAAAAACAACAUCCUAUGAAAAUGAGAAUUUAUUUAAAAGUUUAAAAAACAACUAGUUUUUGCACGCGGUUUUGUUCGUCUAUGUACUUCUACGUACUCUCAACUACACUUGGGAGCAAAGAAAUGAAGUUAUUAGCGUUUUCUUUUUAUUUAAAUUUACUCUCUUAUAACUUUAAACAAACAUAUUCGUUUUACAACAAAAUACUUGCUUACCAUCAGGUGAUCCGUCUGCUCGUUUACAUUAUAUUACAUAUAACAUAAAAAUACUUGUAUUACAAAAUAUUUAUUAAGAAAUGAAUAAGAAAAAACGCUAAUGCGUCCGUUUCUCUGCUCCCAAUUGUAUCAUUAUCAUCAACAGCCUAUAAGUGGCCACUACUGACCAAAGGCCUCUUCUCACACGGAGAAGGUUUGGUUUAAUGCCCAAUUGUAUGUGUAUGGAAUAUUUCCAGAAGAUAAUUGAGUAUAUAAAAAAGGUGACAAACUUACAUUCGCAUUUAUAAUAUGAAAUUAGUUGUUUUUUAAACUACAAUUAUGCAUUUAAUGUACCUAAUAAGGAUUGGUGAAUUAUCCUUGAAUUGAAUAAUAUGUGAAUUAUGAGAUUUCAUAAACAAUUAUAAUUUACUUAUAAUAAGAGUUAUUGGUUCUUUUUUUGCUCACUAGAUGGCGCUACGUAGUUUGAGGUCUGUACCCUUAGUACGAGUUUGCUUUACGUUUAAUGUAUUACCACAAAAUUGAGAGUCUUGUAACUAAAAUUCAGUAUAAUUUUAAAAUAUUUUCACACGAUCCAAACAAAUAAAUUCAUAAAACUGAAUGAGACAAAAAUAUAUACUCGUAUAUCUAUCUCACUCUUGCAAAUAGCAUACCUACACUACUAUUUGCUUCUUAUUUAUUCAAUA